AUGGCAGUGGGAGAGAUCUUUCUUGCGGCAUUCCUUCAGGUGCUGCUGGACAGGUUAACGCCUCGGGAGUUCCCAGGCUACUUUGGAAGCUUGGGAGGAGUUCGCAAAAAGCUGCAGAAAUGGAGAGGAACACUGUCCGCAAUUGCAGCGGUUCUUUCAGAUGCGGAGGAGAAGCAGCUGACGAACAUGGCAGUGGAUCUGUGGCUGAAUGACCUCAGACACUUGGCUUAUGAUAUCGACGAUCUACUCAACACCUUUUCUAAUGAGAUGUUGGAACGCAAGCAGCUCAAGGUUAACCAAACUGGCACAAGCAAGGUACGAGGCUUCUUUACCAAAGUUCCUCAUAAAGUCAAGUUCAAUUUCAAUAUGAACUCCCAGAUAGACGACAUUGCUAACCGCUUGCAAGACAUAUUUGACCGGAAAGAGAAACUCGGUUUGAAAUAUAUUGAGCAUACCUCUACUUCAACAUCCUCAUCGCAAAGGACACCAAGUUCGUAUGUGUUGGAUGGACCUGUGGUUGGGAGAGAUGAAGACGCACGAAAUAUUGUGGAAUUGUUGUCCAGAGAUGCUGAUCCUUCUUCUUCCACAAAUUAUAAAGUUGUUGCCAUUGUUGGUAUGGGAGGAGUCGGCAAGACAACGAUUGUGGCACAAGUCUUCAAUGAUGUAGCUGCGGUGGAACAGUUUGAUCUCAAGAUCUGGGUUUCAGUAUCCGAUAACUUUGAUCUUCAAACGGUGACGAGAACUAUUUUUAAGGAAGUCACAUCUCGGCCAUGUGAUGUGGAUGAGUUCAGUCGACUUCAAGAUAAUCUGAGCAAGGAGAUCGAUGGUAAAAGGUUUUUGAUUGUUUUAGAUGAUAUCUGGAGCACAUGUGAUUAUGAUUCAUGGAAAAAAUUGCAAGCUCCCUUUCGUAGGGGAGCUAAGGGAAGCAAGGUAAUGGUGAUAACACGUGAGGAAAAAGUUGCUGCAUUGAUGGGAGCCCCAGCCGCUGAAGUUUAUUAUUUAAAGACUCUAUCAGAUGAAGGUUGUUUACAAGUAUUUGAGCAGCAUGUUAGCAAUGACAGGCCACCAAAUUUCGAGUUGCUUGAGAAGAAAAUUGUUACGAACUGCAAUGGAUUGCCAUUGGCUGCAAAAACUCUUGGUGGUGUUUUACGUUGUAAAGAAACUGACCAGUGGGAGGAAAUACUGAAUGAAAAAUUAUGGAGUACAUCAGAUGGGAGUAAAAUACUCCCAGUACUGAGAUUGAGUUAUCAUUAUCUCCCUUCAACUUUGAAGAGGUGCUUUGCCUAUUGCUCAAUACUUCCAAAUGACUAUGAAUUUGGGAAAACCCAAUUUAUCCUUCUGUGGAUGGCAGAGGGUCUCCUUGAGCAACAAGAAGGGACUAAAGCAAUGGAAGAUAUCGAUGAAGAAUAUUUUGCGGAGCUACUGUCUCGGUCAUUAUUUCAAAACUCGGGCAGAAACAGUUCAUGCUAUGUAAUGCAUGACCUUGUUGGUGAUUUGGCACGAUGGGCUGCUGGAGACACAUUUUGCAGAUUGGAGGAUAAACCGCAUGGUAGAUGUUCCGCAAAGACUCGUAAUCUGACUUACAUUUCUGGUAAGUUCGAUGGGGUAAAAAGAUUUGGGACAUUUUCUGAAGCAAAACGGUUGCGAACUUUCCUACCACUUUCAGUUUCCAAUGGUUAUGAGAAUUAUCUAACUCGUUAUGCUACUUUUGAUUUAUUGCCACAAUUGAAGUACUUGCGGGUGCUCUCCUUCAAUGGCUAUAAACUGACCGAGCUGCCAGAUUCCGUAGGUAAGUUGAGACAUCUACGGUACCUUGAUCUUUCUCACACAUUAAUAAAGAGUUUGCCUGAGUCAACAUGCAUGCUUUACAACUUACAGACGUUAAUUCUAGAGAAUUGUUCAAAAUUGAAGACACUACCUUCAAACAUGAGCAAUUUAUCUAAUUUACGUCAUCUCAAUAAUUCAAACACGCCUUCAUUGGAAGAAAUGCCUCCCCAAGUAAGUCGGUUGACUCAUCUGCGAACUUUGCCUAAUUUUGUGGUGGGGAAAUGUAGUGCAUCAGGGAUUGGAGAGAUACAGUCAUUGCAUCUUUGUGGGACCUUGAGGAUUGGAAAAUUGGAAAAUGUGAUUGAUGUUGGGGAUGCGAAGAGGGCCCAAAUAAUGAACAAGGAAGGGCUAACUACCUUGCAAUUGGAAUGGAGUGGCACAAGUAAGAAGGAGUCGCAGUUUAGAACCUCAUAA
Molecule: messenger RNA, 2241 nt
Organism: Rosa chinensis
Lineage: Eukaryota; Viridiplantae; Streptophyta; Magnoliopsida; Rosales; Rosaceae
Product: putative disease resistance RPP13-like protein 1
Exons: 1
Coding region: 1-2241 (746 amino acids)
Biological process (GO): defense response to other organism
Molecular function (GO): protein binding; ADP binding
Source: RefSeq, a predicted model, not a curated record